CAUUGAUGGCUUCUCUAAUUGCGACUCGAAUUAGAUUCCGAUUCUCAACGGAAGGCGCAAGGUAGCAAAUGCACAGCCUGCAAACUGCAGAGGAAAAGAAAAAAAAAAUACCAAGACCAAAAUGCACCGGGCUCUUUCCAGGCCACGCCUAGAACCGCUGCGGGUUGGUAAGCGAUAGAAAACGCGGAGGCACCAACUCGCUGGGCUCCACUCGGCGAGUAGAAGCGCCCUUUUCCAAAUGGCAACCACGGCGGACGACGAGUGGGAACCUGCGCUCCACGGCUGCCACCACCACCACAACAACAACAACAAUAAUAACAACAAUAACAAAGACAACGAGGCGGGGGAGACCGCGACCUCCGCGCCGGCCAGCUCGACCGAACCCGGGGGGAAGACGUCGCAUAACCUCGGUAACGGUUCGGUCAUCAACCCCGGCGGUGGAAAUAAUGGGAAAUGGGUUCGGCUGAACGUCGGCGGAACCGUAUUCCUGACGACGAGGCAGACGCUCCUAAAAGAGCAAACUUCGUUCCUGUACCGACUGUGCCAGCAGCAAGACCUGCACUCGGACACGGAUGAGACGGGCGCCUACGUGAUCGACCGAGACCCCACCUACUUCGGACCCAUCCUCAACUACCUGCGACACGGCAAACUGGUCUACAACAAGGAGCUAGCGGAAGAAGGAGUCCUGGAGGAGGCCGAGUUCUACAACAUCACCCCGCUCAUUAAACUCAUCAAGGAGCGGAUCAUCGAGAGGGACUCCAAGUCCACGCAGCAGGUUCCCCCUAAGCACGUCUAUCGAGUGUUGCAGUGCCAGGAGGAGGAGCUGACCCAGAUGGUCUCCACGAUGUCCGACGGCUGGAAGUUUGAGCAGGUCAGCGUGCGCGCCUGCAGAAAGCCCCGCACUGGACUACUCUGGACUAUGGUGAACAUCGGUUCGUCGUACAGCUACGGAACCGAGGAUCAGGCUGAGUUUCUGUGCGUCGUUUCCAAGGAGCUUCACACGCCCGGUUCUGGGCUGGCUACGGAGCAGAGCCACAAAACGAAGCCGACGGAGACGCAGGAGGAGGAAGCAGCAAAGGAAGAGGAGGCAGAGGGAGGGAGAGAAACCACAGCGAAUGAGUGGCUUAGAGAAUGAGGGAGUCAUGUUCCUUUGUUCCAGAGCGAGUCUGGGAAAGGCUUUUCCAGAUCCACGGCUCCCGGAUGUAGACAUGACAAGAACCUAAAUUAUUUAUUUAGGCUCAUAACAACAUCCUGUACUUGGAACGCGUAUGUGUGUGUGUGGCGUCCAACGGAAGGCUGCCGCAAAUGGAUUUGUAGCAUUAUAAAUUGACCAACUUUAAAAAAAAAAAAAAAAAAAAAAGGGUGAACCGAAACAACCCAUAUUUCAUUGAGUACAGCAAUAUUCUCAAAAUAUAGUUUCCAGGGAGCUUAGAAAAAGGAACAGCUUGUGUUUCGAAAGUAGUCCGGCUUAGUACAUUCAUGACCAAAGAUUUUAAAUAACCUGAACCACAUCACAAUGAACUCCCAAUGACGUUUCCAUGGAAACGGCCAUAGAAUUAACAUCCAAAAUGGUGCAUUACGCGAGGUAGGUCGAAAGUGCUUGAAUUGGCUGCGAAUUUGCAUCACCUCAUAGUAUUUGAAGGUUAUUGCAGUUCUCGUUUAGAAAUGUAUCACAUAGGCCCAAGUGGCUCUUUUUAUAAACGAGCAACCGGCAUGUUCUGGAAACUUUUAAGGUCCUCGCAAUACACUUGUAGCAGGAUUACCAGGAUUCAUGUUUCGGAUAAGAUGUUUAGAUGAUGAUAAUCAUAUCGGUGGUAGUGAAAAACUUCAGUAAUUUUUUUUUUUUUUUU
This is a messenger RNA of Hippocampus comes (tiger tail seahorse), 1850 nucleotides long. RefSeq names its product potassium channel tetramerization domain containing 17 (gene kctd17). Lineage: Eukaryota; Metazoa; Chordata; Actinopteri; Syngnathiformes; Syngnathidae. The record is from RefSeq and is a predicted model, not a curated record. The coding region runs from base 239 to 1135 and encodes 298 amino acids. Gene Ontology annotation, cellular component: cytoplasm; Cul3-RING ubiquitin ligase complex. Gene Ontology annotation, biological process: protein homooligomerization; proteasome-mediated ubiquitin-dependent protein catabolic process. The transcript has 7 exons. Gene Ontology annotation, molecular function: cullin family protein binding.